AUGGCUCCUGGCGCUCUGCUGCCGGACAGUCCGGGCGGCACCCCGACUUCUGAGACCACCGGUGGCGGGUUCGUGGGCGGCUACUGGGCUCGCCUCAGGGGCGCCGCAGUUGCAAGGCUCAGCACUGGCUUUCAGACAAACACCAAUGACCACACCAGCGACGGUCACCAGGCAGAUGAACAUUCCAAUGGGGAUACCAACGGUCAUGCGAACGGCCAUGUCAACAGCGACGUCAACAGCCGUGAAAAUAGUGGCUCCAACGAACACGUGCCUCAUGUGAGCAGCGCCGUUCCCAGCACUGCCGCCAGCACAGCACCCAUCAGCGGGUUGAGGGACGGCGCUGCCGCCAAUGGUCACAGGCCAGCGAUCGGGCCCAAGGCCUCGACAGGCGCCAUCGCCAUCGUGGGCAUGUCGUGUCGGAUGCCGGGGAAUGUCUCCAGUCCCGACGAGUUCUGGGAGCUCCUGUCACGGAACCGUUCCGGCUUCAGCGAGAUCCCCGAGGAGCGCUUCAACUCUGCAAGUUUUUACCAUCCCAACCCAGGCAAAGGAGGAUGCUAUAAUCCCGUGGGGGGGAACUUCCUCCAGUGCGACCUGCGUGACCUGGACGCCCCCUUUUUUGGUCUGACAGAGAAGGAAGCCAUUUCGAUGGAUCCCCAGCAGAGGCUGCUUUUAGAAUGCACAUUUGAGGCUUUGGAGAAUGCCGGGAUCCCCAAACACCAUAUCGCUGGCGGAAAUGUGGGUGUUUUUAUCGGUGGAUCAUUCCCUGAAUAUGAAUCGCACCUGUUCAGGGAUAGCGACACGAUCCCGAUGCACCAAGCCACUGGCUGCGCAUAUGCGAUGCAAUCAAACAGAAUCUCCCACUUCUUCGACUUGAGGGGUCCGAGCUUCACCUCGGAUACGGCUUGCUCAUCGAGCACGGUUGCGGUCCACCUGGCGUGUCAGAGCUUGCGCGCCGGAGAGUCCAGUCUUGCACUGGUGGGAGGGUGUCACUUGAAUAUGUUGCCUGAGUUCUGGAUAUCCUUCUCCACAUGCAGGCUGUUGUCAGACUCGGGGAAGUCGAUGGCGUUUGAUAGCCGGGGAACCGGCUUCGGGAGGGGUGAAGGGUGCGCAAUGAUUGUCCUGAAGCCCUUGGAGCAGGCGCUCAAAGACAACGACGCGAUCCGAGCCGUCAUUGCUGGGUCUGGCAUCAACCAAGACGGCAAGACUCCGGGCAUCACGAUGCCAAACGGAGAAGCCCAGGAGUCCUUGAUGCGGCAGGUUUAUCGCGACUUCAACCUAAACCCCUGGGAUUGCGGCUUCGUCGAAGCGCACGGGACAGGUACAAAAGUCGGAGACCCAAUAGAGGCCACGGCAAUCCACAACGUGUUGGGGAAGCGCCGCACUGCGAGGGAGCCGCUUUUGAUAGGCUCUGUCAAAUCCAACAUCGGCCACCUGGAGGGUGCCUCGGGGAUCGCCGGGAUACUCAAAGGAGUCAUGAUGCUGGAGCGGAGUUUCGUGCUGCCUAAUCAUGACUUCAAGAGCCCAAACCCCAAGAUCCCGUGGAAGGAAUGGAGCCUCAAGGUCCCACCGAUGCAGAGGCCGUUCCCCCGCGGCAAGAAGUACGUCAGCGUCAACAACUUUGGCUUCGGCGGGACUAACGGUCACGUCGUCCUCAAGACUGCCCCGUUCCGGGUGAAGGAGGAAUUGACCGAGAACGAGCUCGACAACCAGCCCAAGUUGAUCGUGUUCUCGGCGAAUGACAAGACAUCCCUGCAAGCCAUUCUGAAAGACACCGUCAUCUACUUGGAGCGACGGCCAGAGGCCUUCGAGGGGGCCCUGAUGCGCAACAUUGCCUAUACGCUAGGGCAACGCCGGUCAUUGCUGCCAUGGAGAGCCGCCAUGCAGGCAAGGAAGUCCCUGUCGCUAAUCGAAGUUCUAAAUGGGGGGCGCGCUGUGGUGAACAAGGAGAUGGAGUCGGUUCGCAUCGGGUACAUCUUCACCGGACAAGGAGCCCAAUGGUGGGCAAUGGGCCGCGAGCUAUACAACCAUUAUCCUGUCUACACCGACAGCCUGGAUCGAGCCGACAGAUGCCUCGCCAGUCUCGGAAGCGGCUGGUCGCUUGUGGAGGAGCUUGCCAAGUCCGAAUUGUCGACCAUCGUGAGCGAAGCGCGCAUCAGUCAACCAUCAUGUACCGCGGUCCAGCUCGCCCUUGUCGAUUUGCUGCAGAACUGGGGUGUGAGGCCGACAGCAGUGGCGGGCCACUCCAGCGGGGAGAUUGCGGCCGCAUAUGCCGCAGGGGUUAUCUCGUUCGAGUCUGCCAUCAAGAUCGCAUACCACCGCGGCAGGCUAAUCCCUGUGUUGAGGCAAAGAUUCCCGGGCCUCCAAGGCCGGAUGAUGGCCGUGGGCGGGAGCAAGGACGAGGUUCAAGAGCUGAUCGACGGACUCGACGAGAGCCAAGUUCGGAUCGCAUGCUUCAACAGCCCUUCUAGCCUGACGAUAUCAGGCGACGAAGUCGCGCUAGCAGCGCUGGAGAGGCUUGUACAACAGAAGCAGAUGUUCAACCGGAGACUCGUCGUCGACGUGGCAUACCAUUCUCACCACAUGAAUUUGGUGAGCAAGGAGUAUCAUGCUGCCCUCGCCGACCUUCCAGCUCCUGUCCCUUCAGAUGUCAAGUUCCAUUCCUCUCUCGCCGGAGGUCUGGUGCAUGGGGCGGAGCUGCGGCCGAGCUACUGGGUCAACAACCUCACAUGCCCAGUGAGGUUUUCCGAGGCGGUCGAAAGCAUGCUUCAGCCAGCCGAUGGCUCCAAAGCGGGCGUCGAUAUGCUGGUAGAGCUCGGUCCGCAUUCGGCACUGCAAGGGCCAAUCAAGCAAAUUCUCAAGGCUGUUGGCGGUUCUGCGGCGAAGACAACGUACGAAUCGGCUCUGAUCCGCAAGAGGGAUGCUGUCGAAACGGCGCUUGAUCUUGCUGGCUCUCUCUUCACCAAGGGCGUGAACCUGAAUCUUGGGGCCAUCAACUUCCCCAAGCCCGGCAUCCCCCCGAUUCUGCAGAUAGACAUGCCCAGAUACCCGUGGAACUACCAAACCAAGUACUGGCAGGAGUCCAGGAUGACGGCGAAGCACAAGCAGCGAUCUCAGCCGAGAAGCGACAUACUCGGCGUUGAGGCCAUAUAUUCCAAUGACCUUGAGCCAACUUGGAGGAAUAUCAUCCGGCUGGACGAUCUUCCUUGGCUUCGGCAGCACAAGGUCCAGUCGCUGACCAUGUGCCCCAUGUCGGUUUUCAUCGUCAUGGCUCUCGAGGCUGCAUCUCAGAGAGUGGUCUCGAGUGACAGGCGCUUCGACAGAAUCGAGAUGAGAGAUGUCAAUAUCGUCAAGCCGCUGAUCAUCCCAGACGACGAUAUUGAGGUCACGACCACGCUCCGUCCCCACCAAGAAGGCACCCUUGUGUCUUCAGAUGUUUGGGACGAGUUCAGGAUCUGCUCCUAUUCGAACAAGAUUGGUUGGACAGAGCACUGUGUCGGCUUGGUCACCUCUCUGGCCCACGAGACCAACGACGUGGAUGGAGUCAGGCAACGCCUAGACUCUGAGGCGAUGCUUCACACAGCGGCCUCUGCUGUCCAAGACUCAGAACCCGUGGUGGUCAGAGUCGAGCAGAUGUACGGCGCAUUGGCAGGGGUCGGCGUAGCUCUUGGGCCUGCUUUUCAGGGCCUGAAAGACUGCGAGGCCAGCAGCACGCAUGCGACGGCCAAGGUCCAUAUGGAUGAUUUGGCUAAGGAGAUGCCCAGCGAGUGCCUUGCCUCGCCUCUCAUGCAUCCAUGUGUCAUCGAGUCUCUGAUCGGCAUGUACUGGCCAGUGCUUUUGUCAGGACAGUCGAAGAUUGCGACCGUGUAUCUGCCGUCCGCGGUCUCCAGGGUGUCUAUAUCCACACAGGCGAUGGAGAUAUCGAAGGCCGCCGGGCGUUCUUUGAGAGCGCACUGCAGCGCAGACUUUGGCCAGGGUGCUUCCAAGCCGGCUCGGGUCACGACGAUGGCGGUGGACGGUGACCACGGCAGGGAGCCUCUCAUCAUCCUGGAGGGUCUCCUCAUCGCACCUAUCUUGGAUGGCGAGACACAGAUGCAGGCCGAUGCGCCGCGAGAGCUUUGCUACAAGCUAGAGUGGGAGCCGGUGCUGGUACCAGUGCACUGCUCCAGCGAGAAGUCGAACGGAGCACCUGGCAAUGGUGAAUCAGGCCCGGGACCACUCCAUCCUCUGUCAGUCGUCAUUGUCCAUGAUGACUCGGUCUUGCAAAGGUCCGUGACACAGAAACUAGCGACGGCCAUGGAUAAAGCGGUUGGGAGGAUGCCAGAGAUUGGGCAGCUGUCAACUAUCCAGCCAGAGGGCAAGAUCCUCGUCUUCCUCUCCGAGCUUGACACGACUCUUCUCUCCACGAUCUCAGCAGCUCAAUUCGAGCUCCUUCGGGGAGCUCUGGCCAAAGCUGAUGGAUGCCUCUGGGUAGUCCGUGGCGCAUACGCCAGCUCGACGAACCCAGAGGCAAACAUGAUCACCGGCCUGAGCAGAUCCAUCCGGUCAGAGACAGCGAUGAAAUUUGCGACGCUGGACCUCGACGGCCACGAACCCCUCGCGGAAGAGCUGGUAUGCGGUGCCGUCAUGCGGGUUUUCAGGGAGGUUUUUGGGCCAAGCGCAGCCAACAUGCGUGAGCUCGAGUUCAUGGAAAGAGGAGGAGCGUUCUUUACUCCAAGGAUCGUCAAUGACGACCUGAUGAAUGCCUUCGUUCAGGAACAAAUAAAUCCUGCAGCGCUAGAGGAUUCGCCAUUUGACAGCGAAGAUCGGCAACUCCGGCUUUCCAUCUCAACGCCGGGAGCUCUGGAAACGCUCCAUUUUGUCGACGACCCUAUGGCCAGCCAGCGACUCGCAGGCGACCAGGUUGAGAUUGACAUCCGGGCGACUGGGGUGAGUUUCCGCGACGUCAUGGCUGCCAAGGGGCAGACUGCGGAGGAUAUUGGCUACGAGGUCAGCGGCGUGGUUGUCUCGGUUGGUCCUGAGGCUGUUGGCCUGGCGGUUGGCGACCGUGUAGCCGCCUUGGUCCAAGGAGGCUAUGCCUCCAAGGUGCGCACGCCCAUCAGGAACGCCUUCAAGUUGCCGCCAGCGAUGACCUUCGAAGCAGCUGCCACGCUACCAUUGGCGUACUGCACGGCGUACUACAGCCUCUUCGAGAUUGGAGGGCUUGAGCGAGGAGAGAGCGUGUUGAUCCAUUCAGCGGCCGGGCCUGUGGGACAGGCUGCAAUCGUCCUAGCCCAAACAGCGCAGGCAGCGAUAUUUGUCACAGUUGGAACGGCUGAGAAGAAGGCGCUCAUCAUGGAGGAGUACGGAAUUCCCGACGAACGCAUCCUCUACAGCCGACGGAGGACCGCAUUCAGCAACACACUCCGCGAAGCGACGGAUGGGAAAGGGAUUGAUGUGGUACUGAACUCGGCAACGGGAGAUGCGCUCCGGGAGUCGUGGGAAUGUCUCAACGAAUUCGGCAGGUUCAUCGACAUCGGAAGAAGAGAUGGCAGCGUGAAGACGAGAUUGGAGGUGACCAGAGCAGGCAAGAACUCGGCCUUUAUCUCGCUUGACUUUUUCGCAGUGGUUGCUGAGAGGCCAAGGGUGAUUGGGCGUGUGGUCGGCGAAGUCUCGCGACUGCUCGACAGUGGGAGGAUCCGCCCAUUGACUCCGAUUACAGUGUUUGGAAUAUCUGAGGUCGAGACAGCACUCAAGAAGAUGCAAAGUGCAAGACUGGCCGGGAAGCUGGUGGUGGUGCCCCGGCCGGGCGAAAUCGUCCAGGCAACCCAAUCUCGGCCAACGAACAGACUGCUUCGUGCAGAUGCCACAUACGUUCUCAUCGGUGGCACUGGCGGGCUCGGCCGGAGCAUGGCCAGGUGGAUGGUCGGCAAUGGAGCCCAUCACAUCGCCCUUGUGUCUCGAAGCGGUUCUGCUGAAGGCAAAGUGCGAGAGCUGAUACAAGAGCUCGAGGAGCUAGGGGCGGAAGUGGUUGUGCGCAAGUGCAACGUCGUCAGCCGAGACGAAGUCGACGAUCUGGUGACGAACGGGCUUCGGGGCAUGCCUGCCGUGCGCGGUGUCGUCCACGGAACAAUGGUCCUUCAUGACGUGUUGUUUGAGAAAAUGACGUGGGAUGAGUACGUCAAGGUGACCGAAGGAAAGGUUCAAGGCGCCUGGAACUUGCAUCAUGCCCUCGCCGGCAAGGAGCUCGACUUCUUCGUCGCAAUCUCUUCGGCUGCCGGAGCGGUCGGCAACAGAGGUCAAGCCGCAUAUGCAGCAGCCAACUGCUUCCUCAACGCCCUUGUUCAGCACCGGCUGUCGUUGGGGCUUCCCGCUUCAUCGCUCGACCUGACAAUGGUGUCCGAUGCAGGCUAUUUAGCAGGGAAUGCCGACAAGCUCGCCGAGGUGGCCAGGAAUCUGGGAAGCGACAGCAUAUGCGAGUCCGAGGUUCUGGCGUUGCUUAGAGCAGCCAUCGAGGGCAGACUCGCCGCUACAUGUAACAACCACGCCAUCACCGGAAUGCGUAUUACGCCUGCGAUGCAGCCUUUCUGGACCUCGGAUGCCAAAUUCAAGCAUCUACGCUUGGCUAUGGAGGCUCAAGCAGCACAGGGAGAAGGUGGUGGCAUCAGCACCGUCUCGUUUGGUGCUGCAGCCAAAGCAGCGAAGUCGCUCGAGGAAGCCGAAAGCGCAGUUUGCAGAGGCUUGGUGGACAAGAUCUCGACCGUUCUCAUGCUCGAGCCCGAGGAAAUGGACGUGACUCGGUCUCUAUCGCACUACCCGCUGGACUCGCUGGUGGCUAUCGAAAUCCGCAACUUCAUCGCGAGAGAGUUCGAAGCAAAUAUGCAGGUGCUGGAACUGCUCUCGAGCGGGUCGAUUCAGGCAUUGGCCAGGGCAGUGUGCGUGAAGAGCAAGUUGAUCUCGUUCACUUAAGGCAAGUUUCGGGGGCUUGAUUAGGAGCAUGCAUAUUGCGCUGGGCACUCGAGAGAUUCGACUUGAGCGUGUGGGGGCCUGACGUUCGCAUGGUCGGCGUGAGAUAUUCUGAGUCCAGGCCCUCACGCGGGUUGCG
Molecule: messenger RNA, 7081 nt
Organism: Gaeumannomyces tritici R3-111a-1
Lineage: Eukaryota; Fungi; Ascomycota; Sordariomycetes; Magnaporthales; Magnaporthaceae
Exons: 6
Coding region: 1-6945 (2314 amino acids)
Biological process (GO): secondary metabolite biosynthetic process; fatty acid biosynthetic process
Molecular function (GO): phosphopantetheine binding; fatty acid synthase activity; oxidoreductase activity
Source: RefSeq, a predicted model, not a curated record